Molecule: messenger RNA, 5584 nt
Organism: Aphanomyces invadans
Lineage: Eukaryota; Oomycota; Saprolegniomycetes; Saprolegniales; Verrucalvaceae
Exons: 5
Coding region: 48-3836 (1262 amino acids)
Biological process (GO): transmembrane transport
Cellular component (GO): membrane
Molecular function (GO): ABC-type transporter activity; ATP hydrolysis activity; ATP binding
Source: RefSeq, a predicted model, not a curated record
CACGGGUUGGCUUGACAGACGAACCAGUGGUUCCAGGGGCGUGAGGAAUGGAAAAGCGACCGCUGCUGCCGCGGACAGCGCCUUUGGGUAAUUCGUGCCCUGAGAAGGAAGGAUGCAUGCAAAUGAUGCUCUUCACUUGGAUGAAUCCCGUCAUGGAACUCGGCAACAAGCGACCACUCGAAAUGGACGACUUGUUCCAACUCAACCCAGACUUGCGGGCCAACGCUGCCUCCGCGCGUUUCAGGAAAUGUUGGGACAUGGAGCUUCAAAAGACAUCGCCCAGUCUUGCUGCUGCACUCUUUCGUGCGUUUGGAGCGAAAUUCAUGGCUGCUGGCGCCCUCCGAUUCAUUCGCGACACUCUCCAGUUCAUUGGUCCCUUUGUGUUGCAGCGCGUGAUCGCGUUCCUCCUUACGCCGACUGCCCUUGUGUCGGAAGGGCUCGUCUACGUCGGGUUGGUCUUUGUAGGGGGCAUCCUGCAGUCCUUGUGCUUUCGGAACUAUCUGUACCUCGUCUUUGAGACUGGUUUGCUCGUUCGAUCGGCCAUUGUCACGGCUGUGUACCAAAAGAGUCUCGCUCUCUCGGUCGGGGCGAUGACUCGUCACUCGGCUGGCGAAAUCACAAACCUUAUGUCCAUUGAUGCUCAGCGUCUUCAAGACCUCUUGGCGGAUCUGCAUGCGAUCUGGUACGGUCCUUUCCUCAUCGCCACAUCGUGCACGCUGCUGUGCUGCCACGUUGGCACUGCUGCGUUUGCAGGGCUAGCGGUGAUUCUCUUUGUGAUUCCUGUGACGCUGUGCAUCGCUCGUGUCAUGCGCGCUCUGCAGAAGCAGCUCAUGGAAGUGAGGGACAGUCGGGUCAAGGUGUGCUACGAGGUCCUCAGCGGCAUCAAAGUGCUCAAGUUGCAGGCGUGGGAAAUCCACUUUGCGAACCGCGUUGCAAGCUUUCGCGCAGACGAACUGGGGAAGCUGACAUCGUAUCUCAUGGCUCGCACUGCAUCCACGUCGCUCUUCAACGGCGUGCCGUCGUUGGUCACGAUCGCCGCGUUCACCACGUAUGUUUUGCUUGGGAAUUCCAUCGACACAUUGACUGCUCUCACGUCGUUGUCGCUGAUCGCCAUCAUGCGAUACCCGCUCUUCGUUUUGCCAAACGUCAUCAACGCGAUCGUUGAAGCGAACGUGAGUUUUCAACGCCUCAAAGCAUUUCUCUUGGAACCAGAGCAAACUCCGGUCGGAUGCGGGACGCUCCAAACCAUUGGAUUGCUUGUCGACGGCGCCGCCUUCUCAUGGGAGCAGCCGGUGGUACCCAAGCGUCGUGCAUCCGCGAUGGACGAUAUCAUUUCGAAUUUGUCCUUUCGAUUGGAAAACCAAGGAAUUUUCGCUGUCGUUGGGGAGGUCGGCAGUGGCAAGUCGACGCUGUUGUCUGGGUUUUUGGGUGAUGCCACAUGCACGAAAGGCACGGUUGCGGUGCGGGGAUCGGUGGCUUACGUCGCCCAGCAGCCAUUCAUUCAGAAUGCAACCGUUCGCGACAACAUUUGCUUUGGCUUGCCGUACGAGUAUGGUCGGUACAUCGCCGUCGUUCGGGUGUGCUGUCUUGAAGCGGAUCUGCGGAUCUUACCUGGCGGCGACCUCACCGAGAUUGGAGAGAGAGGCAUGAACUUGAGCGGCGGGCAGCGCAUGCGUGUGGCGCUGGCACGGGCUGUGUACCAAGAUGCCGACAUUUACUUACUGGACGACGUCUUGGCUUCAGUCGAUGCUCAUGUUGGCGCCACCAUCUUCCAAGAGUGCAUUCGUGGAAUGCUGGGAGGGAAGUUGGUCCUGAUGGUAACCAAUAAUCUCCAGAUCCUUCCACACUGCGACAACGUGAUGGUUCUAAGCCAAGGCUGCAUCGUCGAGCAUGGAACGUACUCGAACGUUCUCGAGGUCCCGAACGGCACAUUGGCGUCGAUGGUGACGAAGUAUAAAGUGUCGGACGCUCCUCCACCACAAGAAUCGGAUGACGAAGGAGACAGCGACGAGUUUGGAACCACCCCAGGACAUGCCUUGGUUCGGGUGCCUUCCAGCGAGAUAGCGGACAAACCAUCGACGAUCGUGUUAAACGAAGAUCGAUCGACCGGCGACGUUCCAUGGCCGGUAUUUGCCUUUUGGAUUCAAGCUUGCGGCGGCACAUGGGUGGCUGUACGAGUCAUGGUGGUUUUUGCGCUCGCGCAAGCCACCAACGUCGCAGCCACGGUUUGGCUAAGCCACUGGUCCACGGAAGACCAGAGCCUGGACGCUGCAAGCCAUCGCCGAGCCGUGAUGGUGUUUAUUGGGCUUCAUGUGGGAUUUGCAAUCCUCCUCUACCUCCGGGUCCUCGGGCUGUACCUGGCUGCCCUACAAGGUAGCAAAGCGCUUUUUCAAGCCAUGUCCAGCCAAGUGCUUCGUGCACCGAUGUAUUUCUUCGACGCGACGCCGCUUGGCCGCAUCAUGAAUCGAUUGUCGAAAGACAUUUAUGCUGUCGACGAAGACAUUCCGUCCACGUGGGCCAACGUGCUCACGACCGUGUGCAGCGUGGCGGCCACCCUCACCACGAUCGCCGUCGUGACGCCAUGGUUUAUCACGGCGCUCGUGCCGUUGAUGUGGUUCUAUGCCACGUCCCUGCGGUAUUUUGUCAAAACAUCGCGCGAGCUGCAGCGUCUGGACUCGAUAUCCCGGUCGCCCAUCAAUGCCUUGACAGGCGAAACUCUGGACGGCCUUGCAACCAUUCGCGCUUACAAAGUCGAGCCUUCGUUCGUUCAGCGCAACAUGGACUUGCUCGAUUCGAACCAGCGCGCGUGCUUUUUGAACUUUUCAGCCAACUGCUGGCUUGGCCUGCGUCUGGAAGUGUCUGGUGCAUUGGUCGCGUCGUUAGCAACUCUCUUCGUCGUGCUGCAUCACAGCCACACGUCUUCGGCGUUUGCAGGACUUGCAGGCGUGUCCUUGACGUACGCAUUCACCGUCACGCCAGCCCUCAACAUGUCGGUGAGGUACUUGAGUCAGCUCGAGACGCAAAUGGUGAGCGUCGAGCGCGUUCAAGCGUACUCUGUCAUGGCCACCGAGGGUUCUUUGCGGAGCGACGUGCGGCAGUCGCCACCGUGGCCGCAGCAAGGGCGUAUCGAGUUUGAGUGUGUCGACUUGCGCUACCGCGUGGGCAUGCCACGAGUACUACGACAGCUCAGUUUCACGAUCCAAGGUGGCGAGAAGAUUGGAGUUGUCGGGCGCACUGGCGCUGGAAAGUCUAGCCUGGUCGUGGCGCUGAUGCGCCUCGCAGAGAUUCACAGCGGUCGCAUUACGGUGGACGGCAUCGACAUUUCGUCCAUUGGGGUGCACGACCUGCGCGAACAGAUCUCAAUCAUUCCACAAGACCCGGUGCUCUUUUCAGGCACGUUGCGGUCCAACAUCGAUCCGUUCCAACGGUGCGCGGACGAUGCGCUGUGGGUAGCUCUUAAGCGCGUGCAGCUCACUGUGACCUGUCUCGACGACUCGGUGGACGAACGAGGCGCCAACUUUAGCGUCGGUGAACGGCAGCUCAUCUGCAUUGCGCGCGCCCUCUUGAAGCAGUCCAAAAUUAUUGUCAUGGACGAAGCCACGGCGUCCAUCGAUGCCGACACGGACCGGUUGAUUCAGCAAAGUGUCCGUCAAGUCUUUGCUGCUUGCACGUGUAUCACGAUCGCCCAUCGGCUCCACACAGUCAUGGACUCGGACAAAAUUCUCGUCAUGGACCGCGGGUCCGCCGUCGAAUUUGACUCGCCCACGAUGCUGCUCAAGCAAAAGCAGAGUAUAUUUGCCAACCUCGUCGCCGAAUCGAGAAAGAGCCACGAGUAGUAUAAGACCCACGAGAUGGUAGAUGCAAUAGUGUUUAAAUAGGAGCUCGAGACGAGUGCGCACGUUGCUUUCAUCGUCAUCACAACCACUUGCCCGACGACGACGUGGAUGCGCCCGUCUCCGGGUGGAUCCUGUGGUCCUUGAGCAGCUGCCGCAGCCGUUCGUUUUCCUUGGUCAAGAGGUCCACUUGCUCACGGAGCCGUAUCGCUUCCGCUUCAAACGACUUGUUUGCGGCCAGCAUGGAAUCGGAACGUUGCAUGAGGUGCUUUGCGUCCGACUCGGCUUGUUUGGCUCGCGUGAGCGCACAUCCAAAGCUUUCUUCGGACGUGGCAGCUUCGGGCGACGUGAGUGGUGUCGAGUGGCUCGACCGCGGGGACGUAUCGACCCAGUUGGUGUCGUCCAACUUGGGCGGCAAAACCAGUUGCUUUCUGUUUUGCAUCGCCAAUUGCGCUUCCUCUUGCCGCGCUUGACGAGCUGCGGCCUGAGCUUGAGCUUCGGCCAGUGCCGCGGCCUCUGCUGCAGCUCGCUUUGCCACAAACUGUUUGUGGAGUUUGCGGUGGCGGAACGCAACUUGCACCGACACAAUCCGGUGGCGCAUGUUGUGGAGGAAAUUUUGCUCCAACACUCGUCGGCCAAAUGCCUGCAGCGUCACAGCCGCCCGUAGUUUUCGAUCGAGCCGACGCCUGGCCAGGAACCCCAGGACAAUCUUCUGGAUGAUUGUGGCUUGCUCAUAUUCAAAGUCGGACUUGAGAGUUUCGAGCUCCUCGAGGACACCCGCCUUGAAGUACACAAGCGUCUUGCCCAUUUGAUACUCAACCGGCAUGUGGAAGCCCAUCUUGGCCAGGACCUUUGCACACGUAUCUUGGACGUUGGUGGGUUGCACCAUCGACGGUGGAAACAUGAGCGAGUACCGCGUCGCGAGUUCGUGGGCAGAGAGACGGCUGGGGUACCCGGCUCGGGAAAUGCGGAUGGCGUCGAUCACGCCGGCCGACCGCAGCUGCGCCACGACCAUCGGUUUGUCGAAUUCGGUGGGGGACUUGACCGCGUUCGGCUUGAUACAACGGACGUAGUGAACAUGCGUCGCUUCAAUCGUUUCCAUGAGCUUGGACAGGGAUGUUUUGAAUUGCUGCCCGAGUGUUUUGGGAGGCACAGCCUUCCGGCGAGCGCCGAACGAUUUCUCGACGACUUCUUCAUCCUUGGACUUGGUUACUGUCGCACCGCCUUUGCGACGAAGGUUCCAUGCUUGAAUAAUGGGCGGGAUAACUUCGCCUGCAGAAGCACUUGUACCUGAAUUCGACAUCUCUUCGUCUUCGGGGUUCGGAAACAGGUCGACGACGAACGAGACUGAACUCGCUUGAACCAGCGUGAGAAGAUCUGGCAUGAGCGCGUCGCGGUGCUUCUCCAUGAACCCAAUUGUUUCGUACGUGACCGCGCCGGCGUAGUGCUUGAUCGUGAACUGGGUCCGCUUGACCUUGGCAAACGCAAUCACCGGGCUGUCUUUGGCGUUCGUGCGAAACUUAUUCACCAACGCUUCCUCGGUGCCUCGCGGUUGGCGCAGGUGGUCGUUCAUGAGGUUGAUGAUCCCGAGCUUGCCUUCGAUCAGGUUCAGAAUGUCCUGGUUGUCGGCGUACUGAAUGUGGUCCCAUGCGAGCCCUUCCCGGACGUACUCGUCUUGCACAGACGAAAACACGUCCUUGACAAACUUUUGCUGGAGCUUCUCGUUGGCGUAGUUGAUGCAAAAUUGCUCA